Molecule: messenger RNA, 3561 nt
Organism: Mercenaria mercenaria
Lineage: Eukaryota; Metazoa; Mollusca; Bivalvia; Venerida; Veneridae
Exons: 2
Coding region: 155-1924 (589 amino acids)
Biological process (GO): positive regulation of DNA-templated transcription
Cellular component (GO): nucleoplasm; chromatin
Molecular function (GO): ubiquitin-protein transferase activity; zinc ion binding
Source: RefSeq, a predicted model, not a curated record
CAUUUUUCUACGUAAUCAGUGAACUGCGUUUUCAUUCGAAUGUCAAUUGUGUAUAAACAAACAUGAUUUUCAGCAAAAUAGAACUUAAACACUGGCGAAAUAACUGUUACAUGUAUAUCAUAUGAGGGGCGAGUUUGUGGAAAUAUAGAAGAAAAUGGAGGUUUCUGGUCGUAAGCCUGAAGGGUCAUCCAAGGACACUGUAAGCAAAUCGUCUGCUGAAGAUGGUGAAGUCUUUUGCCAGCCAUGUAGCAGUGACGGAGACUGGACGGUUGCCACGGGAUACUGCGAAAACUGCAACGAGUACUUGUGUGCUACGUGUUUGAAGCUUCAUCGUAGACAAGCUGUAUCCAGAAAUCAUAAAGUACUUGAAGGUGAAAACAUGCCAAAGGAUCGUAAUUCAUUUUUGACACUUAAUGCUUGCUCUGAGUUGUGUGCCAAACAUACAAAUGAGAUAAUGAAAUUCUAUUGCUCAGCCCAUGAUUUGGUGGGAUGUGGGGAUUGCAUGGUUCUGGAUCAUAAAUCGUGUAAAGUGGAUCGUAUACAAGAUAUAUCAAUAAGCUAUUUCAAUGGCGCUGAACAUAAAGAACUCCAACAAAAGGUAGACCGGUUCCUACAGAACAUAGAACAAGUAAAGAGACAGAUACAGACUAAUGACAAAAACAUUCAACAAAGAUAUAUCAAAGCAGAAAAUGAUAUAAAAGCAUUCAAGAAAGAAAUACUGGAGUAUCUAGAUAAGGCAGAGGCGGACAUGAUCACGGAAUGGAACAAAAGGAAAAGGAGUGACGAAAAGCUGAUAUCAGAUCUGAAAGAACAUGAAAAGGCCAUGAGAGGUAAUAUCAAAGAGUUGCAUGAGAAACUACAAUUACAGUUAAAUAAUGCAAACGAAUUAUUUGUCACAGCAAAAGACAUGAAGGAAAGAAUCACGCGAAUAGGUGACAGCAUAAAGCAGUUGCGACAAGACUGUCAGUUCAAGCAGUAUGAGUUUGUUUGUUCUGAACAUGUCAAAGAAAUGGUUGCAUCUCAGUUUAAGUUAGGUGAACUUCCGGUAAAGGGGCCAGUCACAGGACCGAUAAUGGAAAAUAAGACUUCGGUGGAUAAGAAACAUAUUACAGAAAUGGAACCGCAGUUUGAUAGUGAAAUUGAAAUAAAGGCAUCAGAUGACACGGAAGAUUGCGCAAUUAAUGCAUGUGCUCUGAUUUCGUACAAUCGAAUAAUACUAACAGAUCGUAGUAACAAAUGCUUGAAAAGUGUUGAUAUAGAAAACAGAAUUAUUGCAGAAAAAUUCAAAUUUAAAAGCGGGCCGAGUGGACUGGCAGUAAUUACUAAGAAUCGUAUUGCUGUGACACUUCUUACAGAACAGAAAAUACAGUUUCUGACACUAACUCAGUGUGACAAAAUCACUGAAAGCAACGCCAUAGAAGUUAAAGGCGCGUUUAACAGAAUUUCUUGCCAGGAAGAUAUGAUAUUGGUUUUAUACCGUGAUCACGUUGAAAUUCUGGAUAAUGAUGGGCAAUUAAUAAAAGCUGUAUCGAAUUCGAAUAUGGAAUGGCUGAUGGACAUUGCUCUUGACUCUAAAUCUCUUUAUGUAUCUGAUAAUUCAUACAGAGGAACGAGUGUCUUCAGAUUUGAUUUUGAAGGCAAUCUUAUUGCAACAUACAAGACUAAGGAUCUCUCAAAUGUUAGCGGACUAUGUGUAACAAGAGAUGGUACAGUUCUUGUAUGUAACUGGGAAGAUAAUGGAAGUAUUCAUAUGAUUUCACCAGAGUGCAAGAAGCUAAAAAUAAUUUUGAAGCAAAAUGAUCGUGUUAGAUAUCCAUGGUGCGUUUCAUUCUGCGAUGAAACAAACAGACUUUUUCUUUGUAACAUUGAAAAAGAACUUGAUCCAAAACUAAAGAACGUUAUGAACAUAUUUCAAUUUAAAUAAUAACAGAACUAAUAUAGCAAGUUCAGAUUAGAAACAAAAGUUUGAUUUUCAGCUGAAAUAGCCACAAAUUAUAAAAAGUUAUAUCAUUCAAUGAUUCUCCAUAAAUAGAUUGUGAUGAUUAUGGGAAACGAUGUGACGUUGGCGUGAUUAAAAACGUUUAUACUAGGUUUCCUAUAUCGCAAUCUACCGGUGUACUUUCGGUGUCUCCACCGUUCAGAAAUAACUGGAUUUCAGUAUAACUUGUUAUAAACUCGUUUUAAAAACGUCUAUUUUGGAAAUGGAUUAAGUCCAUAAUGAGUUUAAUUAAAAUGCGCAAAAUAUUUUGAACAGUAAGGCAAAUUUAAGAAAAUUGUGGAAAUCUACCUUUACUGUAAAUGCAUGCUAUUGGUUCUGAAAUCGCAUGGAUUUAGCAGGAGCUUCACUUGCACAUCGGACUAAGGUAAUGUUUCAAGAGACAAAAACACACCAAAUUAGUUUUUGAUUAAUGAUAAAUGGUUAUCAAAAUACUAGUAUUUGUAUUCAAGUUGCAAGAAUGAAAUAUUUGCCAUAAAUGAAUGUUGCGUUUGCAUUUUUCUGGAGCGUAAAUUGUUGAAUAGGAAGUAUUAUAAGUAUAUCACAACCUUAGUAUGUAUACAUAUACACGUUCAAAAGUGAUUACUUUUUUUUAUUUUUGCGGUACCUUUAAGUGAGUUUGCAUGAUAUAAGUUUUUUAGAGCACUGUUUGUCAGAAGAGGAUUAUAACGUUUGUUCAAGUUAUACCGAUUGUCAAAAACAUGGUAAUCAGAGCUAAAAUUAGAAAAAUCUUAUAAGGUAAUUUUAUCUUAGAAUAGCUGAGAAGCUAUGGUAAAUUGUUCUUUGUUAUAGCCAUAUAGCUGCUAACACGAUUAUUUUUUAUCUGUCCCGCAGGGAAAGUAUACAUUUGUUCGAUUACUUGCCGGAAAUAAAUAUUCCUGUCAUUUAUUAAGGAAAAUAUAUAGUCUAAACUGGCGUGCUCUUAAUUGACGUUAUAUAGUACUAGCAUCAUUAUGACGUCAUAAUCCAUAUAGCUAAUGUCAGGAAAUAUCCAAAUCUUUUUGUCACCAUCAGCUAUUUUAAACGAUUAAUUGACCUUACGUAUCUGUCUGUGAAUGACAGCGGUGUUCCUAACCAUCGGGACAGCAAGGAUAGCCUCGUUAACUUGAUGUGUCAUUCCACAUUGUUCCACGGGAAGGUAGAUUCCAGUCACACACAGUCACCUUAUAAUCUAAUAUAAAAUUUUCUUUUGGCUAGCUCUCCUGAAGAAUCGUGCUCCAAACAAAUGUGCCGAAUGCCUAUAAUCGACCUAAUGUAUACUUUCCUGUUUGUUUGUUCUUAAGCUUAUUUAUAGCCGCCAUCGGAAACCCAUAUGAACUCCUCUAGAAGACUGUUAAUAAACUUUGUUGAAGGAUUAAGUAAAAUACAGAAUACUAAAAAAUUCCAGAAGCUUUUUUUUUGUUCUUUAGCGUGCUAUGUGUAAAGCACCCAUACACUGCAUUCUUAUCCAUAAGUAAGUUAAUUAUUUUGGAGGAGCGGGAAUUCGAACUCACGACUCCUGGUUUGUAGUUAGACAGUGUUACGACUGGACCACUCCGUCUGCUGUAAUAAAUUAUCCUGUUUUU